CAGCUCGCCUGCUCGUUGAGCUAAGCUACCGAGCUACCUUCACCCUUCAUAGGUAGCUUCACUCCUGCUCCCCCAUCUCCCCUUCACCCAUCACCAUCCCCUGGGCCUCUCUUUCAUCACCCAUUCCAUUCCAGCCUUAUCUUUUGAGCUGCGAGGCUUGCUUUCAUAGCUCUUAUCGUCCCAUCAGCCCAUCGUCACAGCCAUCGUCACCAUGAAGGUUGCGGCAUCCGCGCUGCUCCUCGGAGCUGCCUCCUCGGCCCUGGCCGAGCAGCAGCAGGUCUUCCAGAUGCCCAAGCCCGUGAGCGAGAGCUCCGAGGCCUCUGGCUGGAACAAGCCACUGCACAACCUGGAGGAGGCGCUGAGCUCGCUCACCUCCGACGCCCGCCAGCUCUGGGAUGAGGUGGCGAUGAUGUUCCCCGAGUCCUUCGACAAGGCCAACUUCUUCUCCUCCCCGAAGCCGCACACCCGCAGGGCCGACAGCGAGUGGGACCACGUCCUCAAGGGCGCCGACGUCCAGAGCGUCUGGGUCGAGAACGCCAAGGGCCAGAAGGAGAGGGAUGUUGAUGGCAGGCUGGAGGCCUACAACCUCCGCGCCAAGAAGGUUGACCCCAGCAUCCUCGGUGUCGACAAGGUCAAGCAGUACAGCGGCUACCUUGAUGACGAGGAGAACGACAAGCAUCUCUUCUACUGGUUCUUCGAGUCCCGCAAUGACCCUGAGAACGACCCCGUCGUCCUUUGGCUCAACGGCGGCCCUGGCUGCUCCUCGUUGACCGGCCUGUUCAUGGAGCUGGGCCCGGCCUCUAUCAACAAGAAGAUUGAAGUUGUACACAACCCUUAUUCGUGGAACAGCAAUGCCUCGGUCAUCUUCCUUGACCAGCCUGUCAAUGUUGGUUAUUCAUACUCUGGUGGCUCCGUUAGCAACACGGUCGCUGCUGGCAAGGACGUCUACGCGCUCCUUACCCUCUUCUUCAAGCAAUUCCCCCAGUAUGCUCACCAGGACUUCCACAUCUCCGGUGAAUCCUAUGCUGGCCACUACAUCCCCGUUUUCGCUUCUGAGAUUCUUUCUCACAAGAAGCGCAACAUCAACCUUAAGUCUGUCCUGAUCGGCAACGGUCUUACCGAUGGUCUUACUCAGUACGAGCACUACCGCCCCAUGGCCUGCGGUGAUGGUGGCUGGCCUGCUGUUCUCGACGAGAGCGAGUGCCAGGCUAUGGACAACGCGCUGCCCCGUUGCCAGUCGCUGAUCCAGAGCUGCUACAACUCUGAGAGCGUGUGGUCUUGCGUGCCCGCGUCGAUCUACUGCAACAACGCUCUGCUUGCUCCUUACCAGCGCACCGGCCAGAACGUCUACGACGUCCGCGGCAAGUGCGAGGACUCGAGCAACCUCUGCUACUCUGAGCUUGGCUGGAUCGCCAAGUACCUCAACGAGGACAAGGUCAUGAAGGCUGUUGGUGCCGAGGUUUCCUCGUACGACAGCUGCAACUUCGACAUCAACCGCAACUUCCUGUUCCAGGGUGACUGGAUGCAGCCCUUCCACCGUCUUGUCCCCGGUAUCCUCAAGGAGAUUCCCGUCCUUGUCUACGCUGGUGAUGCCGACUUCAUCUGCAACUGGCUCGGCAACAAGGCGUGGACCGAGGCUCUUGAGUGGCCCGGCAAGAAGGACUACGCUCCCGCCCCGAUGAAGGAUCUCAAGCUCGGCGGCUCGGGCGAGAAGAUCGGCUCGGUUAAGAGCUCGGGCAACUUCACGUUCCUGCGCGUCCACGCUGGCGGCCACAUGGUGCCGUACGACCAGCCCGAGGCGUCGCUCGACAUGCUGAACCGCUGGUUGGGUGGCGAGUGGAUCGAGAACUAGGCGCAUGUCUUGGUGUACGAUCCAUGGUAUUGUAGAGACACAAUGAUCGCUUAGAUUGAUAAGACGGAGAUGAGGAUUGGGCUACGCACGCACGCACGCACGCGUUAUGGGUUCGGGUGUAUAUACGGUUUUGAUGGGAUUGGCUUUGACUUUGACUUUGGACGGG
Molecule: messenger RNA, 2018 nt
Organism: Aplosporella prunicola CBS 121167
Lineage: Eukaryota; Fungi; Ascomycota; Dothideomycetes; Botryosphaeriales; Aplosporellaceae
Exons: 3
Coding region: 212-1852 (546 amino acids)
Biological process (GO): proteolysis
Cellular component (GO): fungal-type vacuole
Molecular function (GO): serine-type carboxypeptidase activity
Source: RefSeq, a predicted model, not a curated record